Molecule: messenger RNA, 933 nt
Organism: Lycium barbarum (goji berry)
Lineage: Eukaryota; Viridiplantae; Streptophyta; Magnoliopsida; Solanales; Solanaceae
Exons: 1
Coding region: 1-933 (310 amino acids)
Biological process (GO): tetrapyrrole biosynthetic process
Molecular function (GO): uroporphyrinogen-III synthase activity
Source: RefSeq, a predicted model, not a curated record
AUGCAGCAUCCUCCGCUAUUUCCUUUUCCAAUUCCAAGCCCCGAAAACAAUAGAAGAAACUGUGUCAUAGCUUUCACCACUCCUCAAAACUACGCUGGAAGAUUAUCUGAGCUCAUACAACUCAAAGGUUGGACACCUCUUUGGUGUCCAACAGUCAUUGUUGAAUCUACUCAACUAACUAUCUCUUCCAUUCAUCAGUACUUACAUCCUAUCACCAAUGAACCCAACUCACUUCUUGAAGAAUUUUCAGCUCUUGCAUUCACUUCAAGAACUGGAAUCACAGCUUUUUCACAAGCUUUGUCAAUCAGCCCCAGACCCCCUUUAACCCCAAAUGGAGAAAUCCUCACAAUUGCAGCUUUAGGUAAUGAUUCUGAGUUACUGAAUCAAGAUUUCAUUGGAAAAAUAUGUGAAAACACUGAAAGAAUUAGAAUCUUGGUUCCUCCAAUUGCAACCCCAUCAGGGUUAGUGGACGCACUAGGAUUAGGCCAAGGAAGAAAAGUGUUAUGCCCAGUUCCUGUAGUGAUUGGGUUGGAUGAGCCACCUGUUGUGCCUAAGUUUCUUGAUGAUUUAUCCAAAAGGGAGUGGAUUCCAGUGAGAUUAGAUGCAUACGAGACACGGUGGGCUGGAGCGAAAUGUGCGGUGGAUGUGGUGACAAAGAGUGAAGAGGAGUGUGGAUUUGAUGCAAUUGUGUUUACUAGUACUGGUGAAGUGGAGGGGUUGUUGAAGAGCUUGAGGGAAUUUGGAUUGGAUUGGGAAAUGGUGAGGAGGAGAUGUCCAAGAAUGGUGGUGGCGGCGCAUGGACCGGUUACUGCUGCUGGUGCUGAGAGUUUGGGUGUUGGCAUUGAUGUGGUGAGUUCUAAUUUUGGUAGCUUUCAUGGUGUUGUGGAUGCACUUUCUCAUAAAUGGAAAUCAUUGGAGAAUCAAGAAUCUUGA